This is a messenger RNA of Solanum stenotomum, 411 nucleotides long. RefSeq lists its product as uncharacterized. The transcript has a single exon. The record is from RefSeq and is a predicted model, not a curated record. The coding region runs from base 1 to 411 and encodes 136 amino acids. Lineage: Eukaryota; Viridiplantae; Streptophyta; Magnoliopsida; Solanales; Solanaceae.
AUGGCAGAAAAGGAAGGAGCAAUUGUCAAGAAGGGCCAUGAAGAAGGCUUGAAAAUGGCCCUUUCCCUUCUUGAAGAAUAUCAACUCCCAGCAGGGCUUCUCCCUCUGGCUGAUGUGAUCGAAGUUGGGUUCGUGAAGACCACCGGAUACAUGUGGAUCCUGCAAACUAAAAAAGUUGAACAUAACUUCAAGAUGAUUAGUAAGCUGGUUAGUUAUGGUGCUGAAAUAACUGGAUACGUCGAGAAGAAGAGGAUCAAGAAGCUCAAGGGAGUGAAGGCUAAGGAACUGAUGCUAUGGCCUCCAGUUGGUGACAUCUCAGUCGACGACUCUCCUACUGGCAAGAUUCACUUCAAGAGUCUUGCUGGCAUUACAAAAACUUUCCCAGUUGAGGCUUUUGCAGCUGGACAGUAA